AUGUCAUCAGAUCAAAUUGGACACCCCUUAAUAGAGCCAGUGUGCUACCUAUCCAUGCUCACCUUAACAGUAGCCAAUAUUUUCACAGACAAGAUUCCUAUUCAUUUGAGUAUCUGUGUUUACUCUCUAGCGAUUAUCAUUAUCGGAUCUUACAGAUCACUUAGAGAGAUGAUUGGCUAAAUGAAAAAGGUACAUAUUAAUGGACAAAAGAGUGAAGGUAUCGAGACUUUGAGCAACAAGGACGCCCUAUAGUUCCCAUUAUUUGCUGGAGCCACCCUUCUUUUUCUCUAUUUACUUAUCAAAUUCUUUGGAAAGGAAUCAGUGAACUACUUUGUGCUUGCAUACAUCGCACUUGGCAGUACUACUGGAAUAAAAGCAUUAAUAUAGUCAUUUACCGGUACUAUGUUUGACAAAAUAGAUGAAGGCAAAAUCAUCAAUAUCAAGAACUCUUAUAUUGAGCUUGAGGUCUCCCUUUUAGACUUAAUAUGCUUUGCUUUAUCCAUUGUAUCAGUCAUCAUAUAUUCUGUAAGCAAGAGCUGGGUCUACAAUAAUGCUAUCGCUAUCCUAUUUUGCAUUCAUGCUUUACAAUUGAUCUUCUUGGGCAACUUCAAAACAGGAGGUCUCUUGUUAGUGCUCCUAUUCUUCUACGAUAUUUUCUUUGUAUUCGGAACAGACGUUAUGCUCACUGUUGCUAAAAACAUUGAUGCCCCAAUCAAGCUUCAAUUCCCCAAAGACAUGAGUGUUACUCCACCUCAAUACUCAAUCCUUGGUCUUGGCGAUAUCGUUAUUCCAGGCAUCUUCAUGUCAAUGUGCCUCAGAUUUGAUUUCUUAAAAACCCUUGACAAGCAUAGAUUGUCUGAGUUGAUUGAGUCAGAACGUAAAGGAACCACUGAAAACAACAAAUUUGUUGGAUACUUGAUCGCUAAAGCUAAUGCUGCCCCAAAAUCCUACUUCAUAGCAGUUAUUAUUGGUUACUUGGUAGCUAUUCUUACUACUGUAGUUAUUAUGAUCAUAUUCGAUCACGGUCAACCUGCUCUAUUGUAUCUCGUUCCAGGCUGUCUUAUAAGUGUUGCUGCUCUUGCAAUAUAUAAUGAUGAUAAGAAUAUAGUUUGGAAUCAUUCAGAAGAACCUUACUUGUCAAAUGAGAAAAAAGAUAACUGA
This is a messenger RNA of Stylonychia lemnae, 1161 nucleotides long. The record is from the annotation of a GenBank genome assembly. Lineage: Eukaryota; Ciliophora; Spirotrichea; Sporadotrichida; Oxytrichidae.